UCUCAUUUUUUUUCCCUCCCCAAAAAUGGCAAAUUCAGCAAUAUUAACAAAUUACAACCCAAAAACAUCAUGUUUUAAAGGAAUUUCAUUAUUAUUAUUAUUAUGUGGAAAUCCAAGAAUAAAGCUUAUAUUAUGUGAAGGUGACACAAAGGUGAUAAAGGGACGUACAAAAAUCAAAGCAGGAGAAAUCAUGUUUGAGUUCCCUGAAUGUGUUGUUUGUCAUGCAGAUUCUUUCAUCCUCGGCCGUCCGAUCCCGGUCCUCGCCAUCCACGACUACCUCGUCUCCGGCCGUGCUUACUUCGUCCUCCCCCUCGACCGCCUCCCCGCCCGUGGUGGCACGCCACUCUCCGCCGCCUCGUUGCAAUCCCUCUACUCCCCUUCUAGUGGUGGUUGCCCUAGUAGUAACAACAAUAAUUGUAAGUUGUUGUUUAGUAGUGGUGGUGGUGGUGGCAAUAAUGACGUCAUUAAUGAUAAUAAUAAUAGAAGUCCUUUUGAUUAUAUUAAGGAUAAAGAUGGAAGAGUACUUAUGAUUAAGGUUGUUCCUGAGUUUAUUACAAGGAUAAUUAGUGCUAAUAAUGGUAACAAUAGUCCAUCUAAUUGUAGCCCUAAUAAUAGUGGUAAAUUACUUAUAUGUACCACACCGGAGUUGCAAAAGCAAUAUGAACAACUUGUUAGGGCAAAAGAUCAAGGAUGGUCUCCAAAACUUGAGACGAUUUCCGAGAACAAGAAGAUUAGGGCUUCUCCUUCUAAGUUGUUCAGGUUCGAGUGGGUGCAAAUUAAGCAGAUGAAAACUAUUUAGGAACAGAGGUAGUAUCUGUUAAUUAAUUAAUUAAUUAUCUUGCACAUAUUUAGUGUUUUUUUUUAGGAAAUAUUUUAGGGUGGUAGGAGUUUGGUUGGUAAUCUAGGUUAGAAUUAAGAUUGUUUUAUGUGAUUGUAUAUGAUGCAAAAUUAAUAAAAUAUUAAUUAGCAUCAUGAAA
Messenger RNA from Spinacia oleracea (spinach), 977 nucleotides. RefSeq lists its product as uncharacterized. The record is from RefSeq and is a predicted model, not a curated record. The coding region runs from base 26 to 799 and encodes 257 amino acids. The transcript has a single exon. NCBI's taxonomy places the organism in Eukaryota, Viridiplantae, Streptophyta, Magnoliopsida, Caryophyllales, Amaranthaceae.